AUCAUUCAUUCAUACAUGUAUCGUUUCUCCAUUAUCUCCCAGCAAUGCCUAUGUUUAAGCCUAAUCAUGUCUUCCGAGGAGCACCCUUCUUUGUUAUCUUUUACUUGUUCAUGCUGCCAUCUUUGCACUGCAAAGAGGAUCCCCGAUACACACAGUGCAAGCAACCUUUCAACUGUGGUAACAUCACAAACAUAUCAUACCCUUUCUGGGGAGGACCUAAUCGCUCCCAAGAGUGCGGUCGCUCAGGCUUCGAGCUCACCAACUGCGAAGACGAGACUCAACUUCCCCACAUAAAAAUCGAAGAGUUGGAUUUCCAUGUAUCCAGCAUCAGCAACCAAGAGCUUUUUCACACCAUGACACUAGCUCGCUCCGACCUCUGGGACAGUCCUUGUACUCAGCUCCUCGUCAACACCACUCUAAACUACACCCGGUUCUCUUACGUCCAAACUGUUCGUAACCUCACCUUGUACUACGGCUGCGACCCUCAACAUGACCGAUCCGUCCCCAACAAUUUUACGUGCAAAAUAGAAGGCACAACCAAGGAUAUUUCAUACUACUUGGAUGAUUCUCUAUCAAGGGUGGUUGAGGAUCUGAAUAGAUCCUCAUGUGUUACCAAAAUCCGAGUCCCCAUUUUUUGGGAGGAUUUUGAUGAUAUGCCUGAGAAUGCAACGGCAGAAGUGGAAAAAGUUUUGAGACAAGGGUUUCAGGUUGAGUUUAGCGCGGAUUGGGAUCUAUGUAGGGGAUGCUUGAACUCCAAUGGCACCUGUGUAUCCAACGCCACAACAGAUUCGUUUCUCUGCCUUUGUGGGGAUGGAUUCUCCAAUUCUAUUUGUCCAAUUCAUCGUGAUACUGGAGCAAGAAAUUGGAAAAGAAAGGUUGUUAUUGGUGUUACUGCUGCUGGAGCUCUGACAGUAUUACUCUCUGUUAUUGCUGUUAGCGUUCGUUGUAUUAAGACAAGGAUAAGUGAGACAAGGAAUGAUCGGUGUCUUGAAGCCUUUGUUCAGAACAAUGGACCUCUAGCAGUGAAAAGAUACAAAUUUUCAGAUAUCAAAAAAAUGACCAAUUCAUUUCAAGAUAAGCUGGGAAAAGGAGGUUAUGGGGAUGUUUAUAAAGGGCACCUACUUGAUGGUUUUCCUGUGGCAGUGAAGGUUCUUAAUGAAUCCAAAGGAAAUGGAGAGGACUUUGUUAAUGAGGUUGCAAGCAUUAGUAGAACUUCCCAUGUUAAUGUUGUCACUCUUCUGGGUUACUGCUUUGAAGAUAAGAAAAAAGCGCUGAUAUAUGAGUUCAUGCCCAAUGGAUCACUUGAGAAGUUUAUAUACAAAGACACUGAUCCUUUGAAAACUAAUUCACACUUGGAGUUGGAAAAACUCUUUCAAAUUUCUACUGGGAUAGCUCGAGGGCUCGAGUACUUGCAUCGUGGGUGCAACACACGAAUCCUGCACUUUGACAUAAAACCACAUAAUAUUCUUUUGGAUGAAAAAUUCUGCCCAAAGAUUUCUGACUUUGGUCUUUCUAAACUUUGUACGAGGAAGGAGAGUAUUAUAUCAAUGUUGGACGCUAGAGGGACAAUUGGGUACAUAGCUCCAGAAGUUUUCUGCAGGAACUUUGGAGGAGUAUCUGCUAAGUCUGAUGUCUAUAGUUAUGGAAUGAUGAUUCUGGAAAUGGUUGGAGGAAGAAAGAACAUUGACGCUCAAGUGAGCCACACCACUGACACCAGUGAAAUUUAUUUUCCAGAUUGGGUUUAUGAGCAUCUUGAGCAAGGCAGCAAUUUCGGGUUGGUCAAUGCAGUGACUGAAGAGGAAAAGGAAAUCACGAGGAAGAUGAUCUUAGUGGGAUUGUGGUGCAUACAGACAAGGCCAUCAGAUAGGCCAUCCAUGAGUAAAGUGAUUGAAAUGUUGGAAGGAAGCAUUGAAGCCUUGCAAACACCACCAAAGCCUGUCCUAUCUUCUCCUGUAAGAUCAUCAACACCAAAAUCUACCACUUUAUCAACAAUAAGUUGAUUUCUUUUCUAGAUUGCUUGAUGUAUAUUUUUCACUACCUUGUUACUCUUAAGAGCAUUUGGGUAGUAAUCUUUUCUCAUUAUCAGUUUUUCAGAGUUCUUAUCUUGUCAUGUACUUUUGUUGUUCAUAUGAGAGGUGAAGUA
Messenger RNA from Fragaria vesca subsp. vesca, 2143 nucleotides. RefSeq names its product probable receptor-like protein kinase At1g67000-like. Gene Ontology annotation, molecular function: polysaccharide binding; ATP binding; protein kinase activity. The record is from RefSeq and is a predicted model, not a curated record. Bases 45 to 2000 code for a protein of 651 amino acids. Lineage: Eukaryota; Viridiplantae; Streptophyta; Magnoliopsida; Rosales; Rosaceae. The transcript is spliced from 3 exons. Gene Ontology annotation, biological process: protein phosphorylation.